Molecule: messenger RNA, 599 nt
Organism: Symbiodinium necroappetens
Lineage: Eukaryota; Dinophyceae; Suessiales; Symbiodiniaceae
Source: the annotation of a GenBank genome assembly
GGCCCUGGACUUCAUGCGCCUUGGGUUUCGUUUCAUCGCACCUUUUGGGCGGAAGCUGAUCGAGGAGUGCCAUGCGGCCGAGACGGCCAAACUUCUCAGACUGCUGUGCCGCACCUUUUGCUGGCUGCUGCUGCAUGCAGAGUUUGAUGGCAGCAUGUUCCUCAGCGACUCCUUCAAGCCAGUUGCAGCCGAGUGGCUCAUGCGGGCCAAUAAGAAGCCGGACGCGCAGAGCAAGACGCUCUUGGCCCUGUCGAUCCUCGCUGCCAAUUGCGGCGUGGGAACCAGUGCGCCAACAGGCGUCCAGCUUCACGAUGCAUUGAAGCGCCUCUCGCGCGACAGCUACCUCGACUUGGAGGUGGAGCUCCAUAGGUGGUCAGCCUAUACGCAGCAGGGCGUGGAGAGCUUCAGCCACAUGGGCUACUUCGUAAGCCCAGCUGUGGCACCAGACCAGCGGGUGGAGAUCGAUAGCGAGGAUGAAGAUUGGCCGGGCAACAUCGGUGUGGAAUGGCACCUCGAGGGUGCCACACCGCCACCGCCAGCAGAGGGGCGCCCAUGUGCUGAAUGCGGCAAGCAGACGGCUGAGGGCCAGUGCGGAGAAG